Microstroma glucosiphilum is the source of this 1212-nucleotide messenger RNA. Its product is annotated as putative glycogen synthase kinase 3 alpha. Gene Ontology annotation, biological process: signal transduction; protein phosphorylation. Gene Ontology annotation, cellular component: cytoplasm. The coding region runs from base 1 to 1212 and encodes 403 amino acids. Gene Ontology annotation, molecular function: ATP binding; protein serine/threonine kinase activity; protein serine/threonine/tyrosine kinase activity. Lineage: Eukaryota; Fungi; Basidiomycota; Exobasidiomycetes; Microstromatales; Microstromataceae. The transcript is spliced from 4 exons. The record is from RefSeq and is a predicted model, not a curated record.
AUGGGCGACCCGCUCAAGGUAGUGCGCGUGACAGCCUCCGACGGUAAAUCCGGCGAGCCGAGGGAGCUGGCCUACACAAAUUGCAAGGUCAUCGGAAACGGAUCCUUUGGUGUCGUGUUCCAGGCCCGCGUCGUGUCAGGAGGAAAUGGCAACUUGGUAGAGGGCGCAGGAGCUAGUCAGGAUCAGGGAGCUGCCGCUGGUGCUUCCAAGGACAGCCAGGAGGACGUGGCCAUCAAGAAGGUAUUGCAGGACAAGAGAUUCAAGAAUCGUGAGCUGCAAAUUAUGCGCAUCGUAAAGCACCCCAAUGUAGUAGACCUCAGAGCAUUCUUCUACUCCAACGGAGACAAGAAGGAUGAAGUGUUCCUCAACCUGGUGCUGGAGUUCGUGCCAGAGACCGUGUACAGGUCAUCUCGUCACUACGCCAAGCUGAAGCAAACUAUGCCCAUGCUGCUGAUCAAGCUGUACAUGUACCAGCUCCUACGCUCCCUCGCCUACAUCCACUCGAUUGGUAUCUGCCACCGAGACAUCAAGCCCCAGAAUCUGCUACUCAACCCUGCGACCGGCAUCCUGAAGCUGUGCGACUUUGGCUCUGCCAAGAUCCUCGUGGCUGGAGAGCCGAAUGUGUCGUACAUCUGCUCGAGAUACUACCGAGCCCCAGAGCUCAUCUUUGGUGCCACAAACUACACGACGAACAUUGACAUCUGGUCGACAGGAUGUGUGAUGGCCGAGCUGAUGCAAGGACAACCGCUGUUCCCCGGAGAGUCAGGUAUCGAUCAACUUGUAGAAAUCAUCAAGGUCCUCGGUACCCCUUCGAGAGAACAGAUCAAGACGAUGAACCCCAAUUACAUGGAGCACAAGUUCCCGCAAAUCAGGCCGCACCCCUUCUCCAAGGUCUUCCGUCCCCGCACACCCAAUGAUGCCAUCGAUCUGAUCUCGCAUCUGCUGGAGUACACACCCAGCGCCAGGCUGACGGCCAUUGAGGCCAUGACGCACCCCUUCUUCGACGAGCUGCGCACAGGAGACAGGAAGAUGCCCAAUGGCAGGGACAUGCCUGAGCUCUUCAACUUUACCAGGGAAGAGUUGAGCAUCCGACCGGAUCUGAACGCCCGGCUGGUGCCAGAAGACGCAAAGGAAGGACUGCUGGCGCGAGGGAUCGACAUCAACAACUUUGAGCCGGUCAGCCUGGAGAGCAUGAAGGUCUCGCUGGAUUGA